Messenger RNA from Vicia villosa (hairy vetch), 4732 nucleotides. RefSeq lists its product as uncharacterized. Bases 2810 to 4177 code for a protein of 455 amino acids. The transcript is spliced from 7 exons. The record is from RefSeq and is a predicted model, not a curated record. Lineage: Eukaryota; Viridiplantae; Streptophyta; Magnoliopsida; Fabales; Fabaceae.
UUGUCUUCAAACUUGUAAGUUAUCUUCACACAGAAACAAAGCAACGAGCGAUUCAUUCUCUUGUGCCUCCAGCGUCCAUAUCUUCAAAUUUCUCUAUCUUCAAACUUAUUAAUUGUAUCUCAGUGAAAAAUACAUUGAGUAUCUAUAGAAAUCACUAUUCCUGGUUGCUGAAUAUUAGGUUUGUUUGAUUUCUUCAUUCCCUUCUUUUGACUAAAUCAUUUUGUAAUUUCAUGCUAUGGAAUGAAAUUGCUUUCACUGUCUUAACCAUGGUUUAGUGCUUGAUAUAUGUGUAAUUUUUUCUUUGGGGCUAACUAUUCUCUUUGGGACUAACUAAGAUGUUCCAUUUUCUUACCUUAUAUAUAUAUAUAUAUAUAUAUAUAUAUAUAUAUAUAUAGAAGUGAUAUCUUUAUGAAAAAAGAAAUUGAGUUUUAGUCCUGUUUGUUAUUGUUUUUUUCCUGGAUUGAAAAUUUAGUCGGUAAAACUAAUUCCAACUCUAGAUACUUGGUUUGAGUGUUACAAAUGUAGAUAUGCAUGGUUUCUUCUUAUGCUAAAUACAAUGCUAGAAGGAAAGUAUUUGACAAAGUCUAAUGACAUAUUAGUAAGAUUAUCAACUAAGCUGUUAACAAUUGUUUUGAUUAUUUGAGGUUGGACUUCACUAAGUGAGGAUAAAAAUUAGUAAACUAUGUAGAAGUCUAAUUAUUAAGCAUGCGUGGCAAUUGAGAUAUGCAGAUCUAUUAAUUAAAAUGUGUGUCUUUUUUUACAUUAUUUUAAGUUUAACUAUCCUUUAUUUUAGUGUUUAUUUAUACAUGAAGAAAUUAUGUAUUAUUCAUUAUUUUAUGGGUUGUUUAAGACACGUUCCUGUUUGAUUACAACCAUGAACAUUGUGAAAAUUCAUUCCUAUAUGAUGUUUUGAUAUCAAAUUUUGAUUUUAUGCAAUACUAAACUAGUCAACUUUAAGAUAUUAUGAAGAUUUUAGGGCGCAUGCAUUCCACUCUCCUAAAAUGAGUAUUUUAAAACUUGUUAUUUUAGUUUCUUUUGGAGUUGUAUUUAAAGCUGUCAUUUUGUUACUUAUGCACUAAGAUUGUUUCUAUUUUGAUUUAGAGUGACUAUUAAGAUUAUAAUUAUGGUUUAGGAUUUUUAACACUUCCUGUACCUAAUACCAUGAGAAAAUAUGUGGUGAUUUAUUUUAUUGUGUUUGUUUACUGGUAAUACUCACAGUUUUUUUCUAUGUUCUCUAAAUAUGAGGCGAUUUAUUUUUUAUUAAAUAAUAUUAGGGCUCUUGAACAUAUAAUAUAAUAUCUAUAUUUUUUUUUCGAAGAAUGGAUAAGUCAUGGAUUACGAAGCCACAAUCAUCAAAAGCGUAUCAGCAAGGGAUACAAGAAUUUAUUGAUUUUGCAUUUAAAGGUGCAAAAGAAAAUGACGUAGUCAUAUGCCCUUGUAAACGCUGCGGUUUCCGAAAAUCAAAGAGUAGGAGUGACAUGUUUGACCACUUAAUGUGGUCACCAUUUCCGAAGGGAUACACCAUGUGGACUCAUCAUGGAGAGUCCUUUGUACUACCUAGUACUAUCUCCCCUAGUACUACAAAUAUUGUUGAAGAUACUAUCAUUGUCGAAGAUCACAUUCAGAACAUGAUCAACGAUGCGUUUGGAGUUGAUAGAAUAAUGCUAAUGAAAUACCAUCUGCGUCAAGUUUGGAGAUUGACCAAGAAGAUUAUAUGAUGCCAAGUGCAACUCAGGAAAGAAAUGAAGCCAAGGAGUACUAUGAAUUGGCUAGAGAAGGAGAACAACCUUUAUAUGAAGGGUGUAGACGAUAUUCAAGACUAUCUUUUUUGGUUAAGUUGUACCAUAUAAAGUGUUUAUGUGGAUUGAGUGAGAAGUCAAUGACAAUGAUUUUAGAGUUAAUAAAAGAUGCAUUUGAAUAUGCAAACAUUCCAAGUUCGUUCUAUGAAGCCAAAAAAUCAAUCACAAAACUUGGUUUGAAUUAUGUAAAGAUACCGGCAUGUCCAAACAAUUGUAUGCUUUAUUGGGGAGAAGAUGAAGAAAGGGAGACUUGCAAAAAUUGCAACACUUCAAAAUGGAAAACAAAUGAAGAUAUCUCUAUUAACAAGAAAAAGAAGAAAAUUCCUGCCAAGGUUCUUCGUUAUUUUCCAUUAAAACCUCGAUUACAAAGAUUAUUUUUGUCAUCAAAGACGGCCGAGGAUAUGAGAUGGCAUGCAACAGAUACUAACAAUGAUGGAAUUUUGAGGCAUCCUAGAGAUUCAGAAGCUUGGAAGAAAUUUGACUUGACACAUACUUGGUUUUCAUCAGAUCCGCGAAAUGCGCGUCUUGCAUUGGCUAGUGAUGGUUUUAAUCCUUUUGGUGUGAUGAGUACAAACAAUAGUAUUUGGCCAGUGGUUCUCAUUCCAUAUAACACUCCGCCCUGGGUUUGCAUGAAGCAGACAUCAUUUAUAAUGUCUAUGAUAAUUCCCGGUAAAGAAGCACCAGGAAAUAAUAUUGAUGUCUACUUACAACCCUUAGUCAAAGAGCUGAAGGAGUUAUGGACAAAUGGAGUGGAUACAUACGAUUCUUUCAAGAAAGAGAUGUUCAAGUUGCAUGCAAAUUUGAUGUGGACGAUUAGUGAAUUUCCAGGCUUGGGUGCACUUUCUGGGUGGAACACAUACACAGGACUUGCUUGCCCAUCGUGUAACUUUCAAACUACACCUGUUCGUCUUCAAGCUAGCCGUAAAUGGUGUUUUAUGGGUCAUCGUCGUUUCCUUGACCGGAGACAUAGGUUUAGAUUGAAGAAGAUCCGCUUUAAUGGUGAAUAAGAAAUGCGGACUCCACCGAGAACAUUAUCUGGACAUGAAGUUUUUGAACAGGUUAAAGAUGUUGAAGUGGUCUUUGGUAAAAAGCCAGUGAAAGAAAAAUCGGUAAAAAGAACACGUGAGGGACAACCUAUAGAAGGUGAUAGUACACAAUGUGACACUACACAAGGUUAUCCUCAACAAUGGAAAAAGAAAAGCAUAUUUUUUGAACUUCCGUAUUGGAAGGAUAAUCUUUUGCGCCAUAAUCUUGAUCCGAUGCAUAUUGAGAAAAAUGUGUGCGAUAAUGUCCUAUUUACUUUACUAAAUGAUAGGCAAAAGAGUAAAGACCAUUAUAAAGCUCGAGAAGACCUUGAAAAUAUGGGCAUAAGACCUGAUCUUUGGCCUGAUGAAAAUGGUAUAAUUUCUCCGGCAGCCUUUAGUUUAACAGGUAAAGAUAAAAGGAAUUUUUUAACAACUUUAAAGAAUAUUAGGGUGCCUGAUGGUUAUUCAAGCAACAUUUCUAGAUGCAUUGACUUAGUAAAUCUCAAGGUGAAUGGAAUGAUGAAGAGUCAUGAUUGUCAUAUAUUAAUGGAACAACUUCUACCAUUAGCCAUUCGCACAACAUUACCUCAUGAGAUUUCAUCAGUAUUGAUUGAGUUGUGCUCAUUCUUUAGACAAUUAUGUGCCAAGGUAUUGAAAAUUGAAGACUUGGAAAAAUUGCAAAACCAAAUUGUCCUCACUUUAUGCCACAUGGAAAUGUUAUUUCCUCCCUCGUUUUUCACAGUUAUGAUCCACUUGGUUGUUCACCUUGUUGAAGAAGUUAAACUUGGAGGUCCUGUUCAUUAUCGAUGGAUGUAUCCUAUUGAAAGGUACUUGGGAAAACUUAAAUCGCAUGUACGUAAUAAGGCAAAACCAGAAGGGUCUAUUGCGGAAGGAUACCGUUUUGAAGAGAUUCUUACAUUUUGUUCAAGAUAUCUAGAAAACAUUGAGACUAGAUGGAAUCAACCUGGACGUGUAGAUGAUGACCCUAUUGGUGAUAUCCAAACAAGUUCAAGUGUAGCAGAGUUAUUUCCUAGAGUUGGAAAACCCGUGGGUGGAUCUUCUUAUUACACCCUAACACCAAUUGAAAAGCUGCAAGCUCAUAGACACGUUUUAACGAAUUGUCCAAUAGUUGAUGACUAUCUAAAGCAGUUCCGAAGUAUUACUCAGAACCAAAUGAGGCGCAGUCAAAGAAGUGUUGCUGAGAUAGACAAGAAGGUUCAUAGAGAGUUUGCUGAUUGGUUCCGCAAUCGUAUUUGCAACAAUCUUGACAACAUUCAUGGACCAGAUAAAGAUGUUCUCAUUAGUCUUGCUCAUGGCCCAGAUAAAGAUGUUCUCAUUAAACUGCUACUAUAAGAAAAAUUACAAGCUGCAAUUAAGGAUUCAGUGUCUGAAAAUGAGGCAUUUCAGAAAGUAUUUGGAAAAGAACAACAUGGAUAUGUUCGUAGUAUGGGACUUGGAGUUACGCCAUCUCAAAUUAAUAGAUCUACAAGAUCGACAUCUUCUGCAGAAAAUGAAAAAAUUAAGGAAAUGCAAGAAGAAAUUAAUGCACUUAAAGAAAAGAAUUCAAAAAUUGAUGAAUUGAUGGAGGCAAUCACAUUCUUAAGACAAAGGGACAAUGCUAAGACAAAGGAAAUUGAACUCUUAAUGCAAAUGCAAAAUUCUAGUGGAAGACAGGGAUUGGAAUCACCCGCUGAUGGUAGACGUUCAUCUGAGUCUAGCUAUCGUAUUGCAGAUAAUGGAUCAACAAGAAGGACAAAUUAGACUUUCUUAUGAAUUAGUUAAACUAUGAACUUUCUUAUGUUUUUUGGCAUAAUGAUACUUAUUAUUAUAAGAUCAGGAUUUGACAUGUAUUUGGUUUUUUGUACUACAAGAUAUGAUGAUGGAACUCGAAUUUUACAUGAUAAUGGA